ACGGAACGCGACUGCACGCGCCCGAAUUCAUUCACAACCGUUCAUUCAAAAUCCGAACGGUCUUUCAAAAAACGAAGUGACCAGUUGUGCUUAAAAAAUAUUAAAACGGAUUUUUUUAUUUGAAAUUCUGCGUAUUGUCGUCUCCUUUACGAUAAUCUCUGAACUUCACAUCAUAGAUAAACUAUUCAGAGGCAAACUCCUUGCUCCAACCUCAAGGCGAUGACAGUACAGUGACAGUAUCGUAACAUACGGUGUCUUGAAACAAAAUUUAAUAAAAUUAUGUGUAUUGGUUCCUUAAAAAGAUAGUGAUUGAAAUUUAUUAAGUUUUCCGUUAAAUUUAAAAUGGCGUCGUGGAAAUCGUGUAUAUGGACAGUUUUCGUUGUGGUGUGUCUGUUAGGGAAGAUAUCAGGGUUGGAUAAUGGGUUGGCAUUAACCCCACCGAUGGGAUGGCUGGCGUGGGAACGCUUCAGAUGCAACACUGACUGUAAGAAUGACCCUGACAACUGUAUAAGUGACCGUCUCUUCCGUACGAUGACAGACAUCCUCGUCAAUGAGGGCUAUGCGGCUGCUGGCUACGAAUAUAUCAACGUGGAUGACUGCUGGCCUGAAAGGGAACGUGACCCCAGGGGUCGCCUGGUACCUGACAGAGAACGAUUCCCCUACGGAAUGAAGAGCUUGUCUGAUUAUGUACACAGCAAAGGUCUUAAGUUCGGUAUCUACGAGGACUACGGUAACUUCACCUGUGCCGGUUAUCCGGGUGUGGUCGGGCAUCUUGCUGGAGACGCAUCGACUUUCGCAUCAUGGGGCGUGGACUACGUUAAGCUGGACGGAUGCUAUGCUCUCCCAGCUGAUAUGGACCACGGUUACCCAGAAUUCGGACGACAGCUCAACCUGACUGGUCGUCAGAUGGUAUACUCUUGCAGUUGGCCCGUGUACCAAAUUUACGCUGGCCUACAGCCGAACUUCACAUCGAUCAUCGAACACUGUAACCUGUGGCGUAACUUUGACGAUAUUCAAGACUCGUGGGCGUCCGUCGAGUCUAUCAUAGACUACUACGGAAACCACCAGGACGUCAUCGUGCCCAACGCCGGACCAGGACACUGGAACGACCCAGACAUGCUUAUCAUAGGCAACUUUGGCUUAUCAUACGAACAAAGUAAGACACAGUUUGCGAUAUGGGCAAUCCUUGCGGCGCCGUUGCUUAUGAGUGUGGACCUUCGCACCAUCAGGCCGGAGUACAAGGCUAUCUUACAGAACAGGAAGAUCAUCGAAGUUGACCAGGAUCCUUUGGGUAUACAGGGAAGGAGGAUAUACAAACAUCGAGGUAUCGAAAUCUGGUCACGACCCAUUCUCCCCAUCCACGGACAGCAUUAUUCCUAUGCGGUUGCAUUCGUCAACCGCAGGACUGACGGAACUCCCUCUGAUGUGGCGGUAACUUUACGAGAACUCGGACUUAACAACCCAGCUGGAUACAGGGUCGAAGAUUUAUAUGAAGAUGUCGACUACGGCGUGCUCUCUCCUCAAACCAAGAUAAAAGUGAAAGUCAAUCCUUCAGGCGUGGUGAUCCUCCGCGCGGACGCGCAGCCGCCGUUCGCGUACAACGCGAUCCCGACGCGGACGCCGUACAACGACGUGUUCCGGCUCUCCCGCAAGUAGCGCCGCCGCCGCCUGCCCGACGCUGCGAGAUACUACAAGUACAACAUUAAUGUCGCUAUACUCAAUCCCGUUGAUGUCAUAUAAAACUAGGUCGUUUAAGAGUAAUUAAUAUAUCUUGUCAAUUUUAGCCUCAAAUAGGCUAUAACCGAUUCUGACUAUGUAAUUGUGUAACAGCGCCAUCUAGCGACCGCAACGAUAUUAUAAAUACGUGCAAAAUCGUUAUUGUGAAAAUAAUAAAAUAUUUUGACUGCCAUUGUCGAUGAAAGUAUUUUAAAAUAUUUUCAUUGAUGACGGAGAAUAUUAUUCUAUAGAAUCUUAUUUAUUACUAAGAUUCCGUAUAACGUAGUUUGUGAAUAUAAAUUAUUUUGAUAUAAAUGUAUCUGACAACGCCAUCUAGUAGAGAUUUAGAAACUGAUAACGUAAGCAUAAUAUAGAUGUCGCUAUGUCCUUAUCGUUAAUGGAAACAAGCCAGCCCAGUAACAAAAUAAAUCAGUAUAUAAUCCAUCUUAACUAAUAUUUUAAAUACUAAUGCGAGUUUAUUUGUUACGCUUUCUCGUCUGAACUACUCGACCGAUCAUGAAAUUAGGCGUACUAGUUGUCACGAACACAUUGACGAUGCCGUGUAUCGAAUACCUAUAGUAACUUUAUUAUUUAAAGAAUUCACAAAAGAGUACUUAUCUGUUUUUUAUGCUUUUUAAUUCGAAAGUAUAUGAUAUUCCUUUCUCCUACUUCAUAUAAAGAAACAACACCUUUCGGUGUUAUAUAAAUUUUUUUUCGUUGUCUUUCCAAAUAUAAAUUCACAAACAAUAUAAUAUUUUUAUUUUAUUAAUAGUUUUAGGGUAACUUUUUGAUAACAUUAAAUCGAGUUUUUAUGACAUCGAUGUUCCGGAUCACGGAAUUGAAAUUAUUAGUAGCAUUAACUCUAAUGUAUAUUUGUAAUACUUGAAAGGGAUGGACCGAAUAAUCAUUUUAAAUUCGAUAUUUUAUUACGACAACGACAAUUUUUUUUCUCUGUUCUAUCAAAUCCUACCUCUAUUUAAAAGUUAGCUAUACUAUUAUUUUUAUAGAUUUUUUAAAUAAUAAUAUUAAUUAAUAGUCUAUCCGAUAAAAAAAUCGAUAUUCGGCCCAUCACUAAAAUAUCCAUGUAUGUGUUCGAUCUCAGUUCACUGUCUGAAUAUUACUAAAUAGAAAACAUUCAAUUGAGAUUUAAUUAAUGUUCGAGUGUUUUGUUGAUCGUAAAAGUUACCACAGUGUUUGUCCGUUCGAAAAGAAUUUGUUUAAAACGUAAACAAAAAUAUGACGUCACAAAUUUAAUGAUAAUCAAUAAAAUUAUAUUGCACGCUGAAUUUAAACAAUUUGAAUGAAUAAUAUCAGUUUUGUUUACAUUUUUCAUGACUUUUUAAACGAAUCGGAUAAUAGUUUUCUAACACUUGCCUUAGCUAACAUUUUAUUUAUAUUUGUCUAGUGUGAUCGGUGGAUAGUUAUAUGAUUUUGCCAUUAUGAUUUACCUAGGAUAAGGAUGUACAUUUUAUUUGUCUCUAAAUAUAAGUUUUUAGUAAAUAA
Vanessa atalanta (red admiral) is the source of this 3219-nucleotide messenger RNA. Its product is annotated as alpha-N-acetylgalactosaminidase. Bases 343 to 1656 code for a protein of 437 amino acids. Gene Ontology annotation, biological process: glycosylceramide catabolic process; glycoside catabolic process; oligosaccharide metabolic process. Gene Ontology annotation, molecular function: alpha-galactosidase activity. The transcript has 10 exons. Lineage: Eukaryota; Metazoa; Arthropoda; Insecta; Lepidoptera; Nymphalidae. Gene Ontology annotation, cellular component: cytoplasm. The record is from RefSeq and is a predicted model, not a curated record.